Molecule: messenger RNA, 593 nt
Organism: Calliphora vicina (urban bluebottle blowfly)
Lineage: Eukaryota; Metazoa; Arthropoda; Insecta; Diptera; Calliphoridae
Product: larval cuticle protein A2B-like
Exons: 2
Coding region: 40-522 (160 amino acids)
Cellular component (GO): extracellular matrix
Source: RefSeq, a predicted model, not a curated record
UUGGUAUUUAGAGCAUCUCAACCAAGCACACAAAGUAAAAUGGCUUUCAAAUUCAUCGCUUUCUUCGCUGCUUGCCUCGCUGUUGCCAGCGCCGGCCUCAUCCCAGCUGCUGCACCUUUGGCCGCCGUUGCCCAAGUUGAGGAAUACGAUCCCCAUCCCCAAUACUCUUACGGAUAUGAUGUUAAGGAUGCCAUCUCUGGUGAUUCCAAGAGCGCUGUGGAAACUCGUGAUGGUGGUUUCGUUCAAGGUCAAUACUCUUUGAAUGACGCUGAUGGUUACAGACGCAUUGUUGACUACACCUCCGACCCCAUCAAUGGCUUCAACGCUGUUGUCCGUCGUGAACCUUUGGUUGCCGCUGUUGCUGCCCCCGUUGUCAAAGCUGCCCCUGUUGUAGCUACUCCUGCUGCCGUUCCAUUCACCUAUGCUUCCGCCCCUGUCGUUCAACACUCCGCUCCAUUGGUUGCUGGCCCAGCUGUAGUGAAAACUACUUUCGCAUCUCCCCUUAUCUCUUAUGCUUAUUAGAUAAAUGCUUUCGGAUUGAUUGCGACUGUUAGAUUAAUAAAGAUGUGAUGACUAUUUUAUUUUAUUAGAAA